This is a messenger RNA of Guillardia theta CCMP2712, 6282 nucleotides long. RefSeq lists its product as hypothetical. Gene Ontology annotation, molecular function: protein binding. Bases 1 to 6282 code for a protein of 2093 amino acids. Lineage: Eukaryota; Cryptophyceae; Pyrenomonadales; Geminigeraceae. The record is from RefSeq and is a predicted model, not a curated record. The transcript has 10 exons.
AUGUCAGACUCCGAGGUCAGCGUCGCCUCAUCCACGUUGAGCGAUGCUGGUCGCGAUGGCAACAACAGGAACACAGGCGUUCGCGUCAAGUUCGGCUUGUCGGCAUUGGAUGGAACAUGCAAGGUCACUGGAGGCACGGAAGGAAGCAAGCUGCAGCUCGGAGACACGUUGCGGUCCAUCGACGGUCAGCCAGUUGAGGGCCUCACCAUGCUUGCCAUCAACCAGCUGCUGCGCGGAGAACCUCUCUCGCUCGUUGAGAUCGAGCUGGAGAGGGGAUGGGCAAAGAUCCCCAUCAGAGCUCAGCUUCAGCGACGGUCAGGGAGAAAGAAAAAGAAGUUGCCGUCUACUCCUCCCCCGGACGACGAGAUCCCAGCGUUCCGAGACAUGCCUGCUCCGUCAGUGACUUCGCAGUCCAGCUCUCCCCCCUUUCCUCCUCUUCCUCCACGAUCGGACAGCAGCUUCCGGUCCCAGCAGCCUUCGCCUCUCGUUGGGAAGCAAUUCAGCCCCUCAGUUGUACAGGCAGCUGCCGGAGAGAAGCGAGCGCUUGGGCAAGCCAGCGGGCUGAGUCAGGGAGGAAGCAAGUCAGGAUCUGCGAGCCCCGUGAGUCAGGAGUCGCUCCUUCAGCGCCUGAGUCAUCAGCUCGAGCGACUUGACGCUCAGGCUCGAGGCUACCAGAAGAACGUGCAGGAGCUGGAAGUCGCGCUGGAGCAGAGCAAGACAGAGUGCUCGACCAAGGAAGGAUACAUCCAUGAGCUACAAGAGCAUGUGGCACAACUUCAGAACGCUGUUGAACAAGCUGAUGUAAAGACGACGAUGCUCUCGCGUGAGAAAGCUGACGCUGCCUUCCAGCAUGACAACAGAAAGCUUCGAGAUCAAUUGCAGCAAUCCGAGGAAGAGCUCGAGCACAGAGACAAGACGAUAUCCGAGCAGAGAGAUCGCAUAAAUCGUCUUCAACUCCAAGUUGGUGCGAGUUCGGCUUCGGGAGGUGCAAAAGCUUUCUUGGACGAGCUGAUCGGAGUGAAGGAAAAAUACGCGGUAGAGGCGAAGAGAGCCAAGGAAGAGGCAGCGAUGGCAAAGAGAAAUGUGGAGGUCGUGACGCGAGAAAACGAGGAGAAGGAGCGACUGAUCAGAGAGUUGGAAGAUGCGCGCAAUGAGCUGGAUGGGAAGGCGAAGCAUGACAGCAAGGAGGCAGAGGGUCUGAAGCAGAAGGUGAAGAGCAUGGAGGGUCUGCUGGAGAAGCAGAUGCGCGACGUGAUGGAGCAGCUGGUGGCUGUGAUGCACCGGAACGAAAGUUUGACGCAAGAGAGCAGACGAGCGAUUGAGCAGACGAGGGUGUCGCACGAGGAAAGCGAGAGACUGUCGCAGAUUGCGAGCGGGUUGACGCAGGAAGGACGACGAGCAGAGGCGCAAGAGAAGCAGCUGCUGGAACAUGGAGACGAUCAAGUUGACAAGUUGCUGCGUCAAGUGUCGGAGGUGGACGAGUUGAUGUGCAGGUUGAGCGAGACGUGCGGGCCGAUGAGGAUGCGAUGCGACAGGCUGGGAAUGAGGCUGGAGAAGUUGAGGUCAGACGGGGCGCGAGAAGCCUGGCAGGUGAAGCAAGAGAGUCUCAAGAUCGCCGAGAUGUGCCUGCAGAUGCAAGGAGAGGUGAAAGAAAGCUUGAGCUCGUUGCGACGACAAUCCGAAGCAGCGCAGGAGCAGCAGAGGGCCCGAGCUCAUGGUAUGGAGGAACUGCAGCUGAAGUUGCAGACGUCACAGGCGGAACUGAAGCUCGCGAGGGAGGCAUUGAAGAAUCGAGAAGAGGAGAGGGCAGAGGAGAAACAGAAGCUGGUGCGGGUCACCUUGCAGCUUGAGCAGGCUCAACGAGGGUCUCAGCGGGCGGCGGGGGAGAUGGCCUUGCAGGCUCAGCUCGUGGCGACUCGGCAAGCAGAACAAGAGCACGUGCAGACACGAGUGGAGGAGCAGCUCGAGCAGCUCGAGCAGGUGGCGAGGAAGAUGGGAGACCAGCUGGAGGUGGCGAGACGGCAGGUGGAGGAGCUUGAGGGGCGAAGGGCUGAAACGUGCAAGAGGAACGAGAAGCUGCAAGAGGCUGCGGAGAAUCGGAUGAGUUUACAGCAGCACUUCCACCUGAUGAAGUCGCACAGAGAGACGAGGAAGCGACGGCAUGCUGAGUCGCAGCUGCUGCAUGCUCGAGCAAUGGCAUUGCAACUGAAGGACUUGUGCCGUGAGGGCCUUGACUUGCGCGAUGUUGUCGAGCUGGUUCAAGAGGGGCAGGAGUGCGAGGAAGUAACGCUAGACGCGCUUGAACUUAUAGAAGGGAAGAUGAGGAGAUGUCUGAAAGAAGUUGAGCUGAGCAGGAAGAGGAGGGAGGAGCUGCAAGCCGAAGCAAGAGGACAAGCUGCGACUGUUGAGAUGCUGCGAGGUGAACAGCAAGAAACCUCGAAGAAGGAGGAGCUCAAGAUCGAGCAGCUGCUGUCUGACUGCGAUCGACUCUCAUCGACCUGCUCCCUGACCCUUGCGAUGCUGCUGGAGGGGCGCGACGAGAAAGCGCAGACCGUCUUCUCGAUGCUCCUCCAACUUGAGGAAGCGACAAGCCUCGUGCAUGGCUGUCAAGUUGAGGCCCGAGAGGAGGAGCACAAAGUCCACCAGGAGAUCCAGCUGAGCCUCGACAGUGCUGAAAAGCUUGAGGAACAACUGCGAUGUCUGAGGAACGAGAUCCUGUCUGCAAGGGCUGCGUGCGGCUGUGCUCCUGCUGGCUUGUCGUCGAUUGUGGCUGCUAUGAAGAGGAGACUCGUGGCGGUCAGGAGCGACGGCCUUGACGUCUCACGCGCUCUCCUCGCCGCCUCUCAGCAGCUUUCAAGUUUUCAGUCUGCCUACGAAGAGGAAGCUCGAAGUCAGGCCGCACAGUUUGACAAGCUGCUGAAGGGGAGGCGAGAGGAGAAGAGGGAGGAGAAGAGGGAGGAGAAAGUCUGUUGGCGAUGGGGCAGGUUGUUGUUCAAGUUGUUGGCGCUGCAAGCUCAGCAAGCUGCGAGCUCGCGAGAUUGCAUGGAAGCUUCUGAGGUCCGCAUGCAAGAGCUGGAGACGUGGGUGAUGGAGGAGAAACAGAAAUUGGCGGAGAAGGAGGCGGAGGCGGCGAGCAUGCGGCGAGAGCUGGAAAUCAUGAGACUUGAGCUGCAGGAAAGUCAAGCUGGUCAAUUGCUGGAGAAAGACGAGCUCAGAAAGGUCAAGAGCAAGGAGGCGAUGCUCAAGAGCGAGCUGGGGCAGGCCAAGGAAGAGCUGGGGCAGGCCAAGGAGGAGCUGGGGCAGGCCAAGGAAGAGCUGGGGCAGGCCAAGGAGGAGCUGGGGCAGGCCAAGGAAGAGCUGGGGCAGGCCAAGGAAGAGCUGGGGCAGGCCAAGGAAGAGCUGGGGCAGGCCAAGGAGGAGCUGAGUAGGAGGAUAAGGUCGGAAGAAAGCAAGCUUGCUCACAUGCGACGCAUGCAAGAGGAGAUGCGGGUGAUAGAAGAGCAAGUGAAACAUCUUGAUGAGCUCAUGGAGCAGCUGGAGGCUCGAAGAGGAGGAAGAGUCGCCGACAUCCUCGUGCGGGUCCUUGACGUCGCGGCAGACCUCAAGUCUCUUAGCCUUGUGCUGGAGGAGGCGAAGGAAUCAGCGAAGCGAGGCGAUGAGGAGGCAAGGAGGUUGCAGGAGGAAAUGAAACUGGCAGCGUCAGACAGUGAGAAGAUGAAGAAGUUGAUGGAGCUGGUGGGGGAGGAAGAGCGAGCGAGGGAGACAAGCAGAGCAACGUGCGAGGAGAUGCUGACGGAGCUCACGGAUGUGCGCAGCGACUGCCUGCGAGUGUUCGCUGACAUGAACAACGAGUGGAAGGAGAGCCACGACGAGCUGCUGGGGCUGCUCGCCAUGGCAGAGGGCAGGAAGGAGCGAUGGGUGGGGGCGGCACUUCCGUUCGCUCAGAACAUCCUUGACGAGCUGAACCAAUCGCAGGAGGAGAUUGACGACGUGAUGCUGCAAGUUGAGUCGAACAUGCGACGCGACGACGCGGCCUGCUGGCAGAUGCUUCGUGAUAUGGUGACAGUGGCGCAAGACCUGGAGGGAGAGGCGAGACAAGUGACGACAAGUGUGGGGGUAUGGCAGGAGGAGACGCUCGAGGUGAUGGAAGCGCUCGACCGACUCCUUUCAGCUUCUCUGCCAUGUGCUGAGCGAUGGCUGGAGGUGACUGCAAAACUGGAGAAGAUGGUGCGAGAGCUGAGGCUGUUGUUGGUCGCGGAGACGGGGGGGGAGAGGGAUGAUGGUUUGGACGUCUGGGCGAAAGUUGCAUCCCUUGUCCGCGGGUUCGAAAGUGCAAAGAGACGCUUAAGGGAAGUGGAGGAAGAGCGAGAGGCGAUGGUUGAGAUUCUAGUCAGCUAUCAGACUCAGUGGAGACUUGCAGGAGGACGAGGAGAGCUGAACGUCUCUGAUCGUCUCCUCCUCCUCCUCCGCCACGCACACCAGCAACUCAGCGACUCGCGCUUGAUGCAACAGGCGUCUGAGCUCGCCGAGACUCGCCGGCAGCUGGAACAAGCGGAGACCUUGAUCACGCGCCUGCGAGCAGCGGCAGACGAGCAGGAAGAGACGCGACGAAAAGAGUCGGCAGACGCGGAGAGAGCUGCCAGAGAGCUGGAGGAGGUGAGGCAGCAGCUGGGAAAGGUACUGGAUGAGAAUAGUUUGCUUGUGUCCCAAUGCGAUCGCCUGGAAGAAGAAGUAGGAAAACUGCGAGUGAUGGUCGUGGAGAGGAGAAGGGAGGAGGAACAAGAAGUGGAGGAGGAGGCGAGGAGGGAGGAAGAGAGUCUGUUGUCUCUCCUGGUUGGUCUGGAUAAUCUGAUGCAGACGCUUUCUCCCCUCGCGUCCCUGGGGAGAGAGAGAGCGGAUGACCUAAAGGAGCUGAGGGCAGCCAGGAGGGAGAAGGAGCGACUGGUUCGGAGAGCAGGCGAGCUGGAGGAGGAGCUGCGAACCUCUGCUGAAGAGAUGAAGGGCUUGCGGUCUCGUCUGACUGCUGCGGUCAAGGCGCAGCAGGAGGCGGAUGAGAGGGAGGAGACGGUGAGGAGCGAGUUAGAGGAGGCCGUUGAACUCCUCCGCAUCUCCUGCCUAUGCCAAGAAGUUGGUGAGCGCCGCGCAGGAGAGUCGGGGGAGCAGCAGGAGGCUGCCAAGUCGCGGGGGGGAGAUGAGGAGGAGCAGAAACAGUUACUCGGCGGCAUCACGUGGCUGCUGGAGGAGGUGAAGGGGAGCAGGCGGCUAGCAGAUGGCUUCCUCGAGGACCUCUCGGCGCUCGAGCAGGAGCACACGUUGUGGACCAACAUCCUCGAGAGGAUCGUGCGCAAGGUGACGAUCGAGGAGGCGGAGGAUGAAGAGAGCAACGCUCUGUCGCCCGCUAGCAUGAGGAGCCGCUUCCGCAGUCUGCCGACGGCAGUUGAGAGGAGAAUAAGAGCAGAGACGAGGAAGGCGACGAAGAGCGAGAGCCUGCUGCAGGAGAAGAACGAGAUCAUCACCAGCCUCAUGAGCGACGUGACGUCCCUGCAAGAGACCCUCACUGAACAGCACGAGAAGAUGCUGAGCUUGGAACGAGAAAUGAUGCAGCUGAAGCUCUCCUCCUCCUCCUCCUCCUGCCCUCGCCUCCAGCACAGAGACGAAGAGGCUGAUGCCCAUGGCGCGGUCGACGCGACUGCCGUCCUCGCCAGGUUGAGAGAGGCAGGGGAGACCCAGGGGAGGAGACAGGAGCAGAAGAACUUCUCCUGCUCUUGCGUCCACUCGCACCAUCUGGCUGAGCUGAAGGAUGAGCUCAACGGCAUCCUUGUGGCGGAGAGCAUCAAGCAGGACGAGGGCUCGGAUCCUCUUGAGCUCGCGAGGCUGCUGGGAAGGAACGUGCGGGUGCUGAAGCGACAGGUCGAGUAUCUGACCGAGUCGAUCGUGAACGCGCUGCCGCUGGAAGGAGCCGCGGCCUCCACCUGCUGGCUGAAAGCUGUUCUCGCCACAAGCUUGCAGCAGCUGGAGGGCCGGGAGAGGGGGGAGGGAGGGGAAGCGUUCACCGCAGAGGAGCUGCGCUACUUCUCGUUCCCUGAGCUGUCAGGUGGAGGAACCAAGCCGCUCAACAAGCACUCACUCCUCACGCUUUACGCCCACCUCGAGCACGUGGCACAGAAGUUCGCGGAGGCGGAGGGGAAGGAUGGUAACCCGGCGAGCGAUGCAGCAGAGGAGAAAAGAGACCAGGAGGGAGAUGCUUGGGUGAGCUUUCAUCGACUGCAUGUAAAUAGUUGA